Molecule: messenger RNA, 474 nt
Organism: Suillus bovinus
Lineage: Eukaryota; Fungi; Basidiomycota; Agaricomycetes; Boletales; Suillaceae
Exons: 2
Source: RefSeq, a predicted model, not a curated record
CCACUCAUCCACUUCUCCCGAGAUAUCGAGCAGCUUUGUCAUGAGUGGGAGUCAUCUGAUCUCCUUGUUGUAAAUGGUUGUGGCAUUCCCAUCAAGUAUUGGGGAGAGUUCUUCAAAAAGUCAAAAAUUCGCAGUGAGAACUCAGCCUGGGACUCAAUUAAAGUUGAAUUGGGGAACUGGAAGUUUAUUACAGAGGAAUGGCAGCGCUUUCCGAGUGCCAAUGCAUUUUGGGGAGAAUAUUUGAACACAACGACCCAAAGUAGACUCACCUACCAGCAGAUCCUUAAUCGAUUGACUUUACGUCGCAAAGAAAAUGCAGCACAAGAUGCAGCUAAUGCACGAAACUUUUUCGGAGGAAAUCUCGACCACCCAGAUGCAUAUGGUGCCUUCCGGUCCCUCAAAUGUGGUCAAACCCACAUCCUCAGCAAGGAUGAUGCCAUCAGAAAGAAAUGGAAGGAUCUGCUCAACAACGAC